Messenger RNA from Conger conger (European conger), 2318 nucleotides. It is a transcript of the gene calr3a, whose product is annotated as calreticulin 3a. Gene Ontology annotation, biological process: protein folding. Gene Ontology annotation, cellular component: endoplasmic reticulum; endoplasmic reticulum membrane. NCBI's taxonomy places the organism in Eukaryota, Metazoa, Chordata, Actinopteri, Anguilliformes, Congridae. The transcript is spliced from 9 exons. The record is from RefSeq and is a predicted model, not a curated record. Gene Ontology annotation, molecular function: calcium ion binding. The coding region runs from base 105 to 1376 and encodes 423 amino acids.
AAAAAAUUCGCACAUUGCCAACUUGCUUCCUACUCCUAGCACCGAAAACCAAGGGUACUAAUCAGGGGUCGAGUAGACAACCUGAAGCUUAAAAUAAGGCAAAUAUGCAGGUAGCUGCGGUAUUAUUUGUGGUACUUUUUGCCGGAUUCUCUGCCGACGCUGCUAUUUACUUUAAAGAACAAUUUCUUGAUGGAGAUGCAUGGAGCAGUCGCUGGCUGGAAUCCAAACACAAAUCAGACUACGGGAAGUGGAAGCUGACUUCUGGAAAGUUCUUCGGAGAUGCUGAGAAAGAUAAGGGUCUCCAAACCAGCCAGGAUGCACGAUUCUACGCUCUUUCUUCUCGCUUUGAGCCUUUCAGUAAUGAAGACAAGGCACUUGUGAUCCAGUUCACUGUGAAACAUGAGCAGAAGAUUGACUGUGGGGGUGGCUAUGUGAAGGUCUUCCCUGCAGACCUGGAUCAGGCCGCCAUGCAUGGAGACUCUCAGUACUACGUCAUGUUUGGGCCUGAUAUUUGUGGCUACAGCACAAAGAAGGUUCAUGUCAUCUUCAACUACAAAGGCAAGAAUCAUCUCAUAAAGAAGGAAAUCAAGUGCAAGGACGAUGAGUUGACGCACCUUUACACUCUCAUUCUGCGACCUGACCAAACCUACGAGGUCAAAAUCGACAACGAGAAGGUGGAGUCGGGGACCCUGGAAGAAGACUGGGACUUCCUGCCCCCGAAACAGAUCAAGGACCCUGAGGCAAAGAAGCCAGAGGACUGGGACGAUCGUGCCAAAAUCGAUGACCCCACGGACAGCAAGCCCGAGGACUGGGAGAAGCCAGAGAACAUUCCCGAUCCUGAUGCCAAAAAGCCUGACGAUUGGGAUGAGGAAAUGGACGGCGAAUGGGAACCACCCAUGAUCCCCAAUCCUGAGUACAAGGGGGAGUGGAAGCCAAAACAGAUUGAUAACCCCGACUACAAAGGCGCAUGGGUCCAUCCUGAAAUUGACAACCCUGAGUACACGCCCGAUUCCUCCAUUUACAAGUUUGACAACAUCGGAGUGUUGGGACUGGACCUGUGGCAAGUGAAGUCUGGCACCAUCUUUGACAAUUUCCUCAUCACUGAUGAUGUAACUGCUGCGGAAGAGUUUGGAACUGAGACGUGGGGAGCUACUAAGGAGCCCGAAAAGAAGAUGAAGGAGAAACAAGAGGAGGAAGAGAGGAAACAGACAGAGGAGAAAAGUAAGAAGGAUGACGAGGAAGAUGAAGAUGAGGAAGAUGAUGGGGAAGAUGAGGAGGAUGAAGACGAGGAGGGAGAAGAGGAGACAACAGAUGAGCCCAGCCCAACAGAAGAGGAUGAAGAAGAACUGCCCAAAGAUAUAAAAGAUGAACUGUAAAAUGGCACACACAGGGGAGAUUGGGUAGCGUUUUCUUUGGUCCAGGUCCACACACCUUGACUAAUGCCACUUGGACUUCGCCCCUUCCUGUGGCAGUAUGUUUUGUUUUUUUAUGUUUUUUUUAUUUUCUUUCUUUAUUUUUUUUAAAGGGAAGGCAUGGGAUAGGGGAGAGAAUGUUGGUGUUUUUAUUGAUUUAUACAAAUUACAUUCAGGCUGGGGGUUGCUGGGGGUGAAGUGAUUUAUUUUAUUUUAUUUUUAAACCAGUGUCCUCCCUCAUAUGCCCUGGGGUGUCCUAAAAUGUAAAGAGUGCUCCGGUUUCUGCAUUUCCGUAGUGCUCUCCACGAUUUCGGCCAUCAAUAAACUGCCCUGGUUUCAGAGCUCAGGCUCUUCGAUUCCAACCAAUGUAUCGGUCGGUGGCAGAUUGCAGGUUGAGUUUACUCAAAAGCAUUUUCUGUUGACAGAGUGUAGAACUCAAGCUUGUUGACUGGCAAAUGUUGAACUUUUUCCUCUUUAGCAACCGAGCUGGCAGGGUUUACAAUGUUCAGUUUACUGCAGCAAUUCCCAGAAACUCUGUCCGAUCCAGUCUUUCUGACAUGAAAAAUCCAAGGCUUUUUAAUAAAGAUUAUGAAGAAUCAAGACAUUGACACAAAGUACUGAAUCACUGAGUCACUGAGUCACUGAGGAACUGGUUCUCUGUGAAUCAUUCCUUCCAAUUUUGUAUAUAUGGAAUCACUUGUUUUUCUGAUGGCGAAUUCCAAAAAGAAAUAUUUUUUAUUUCUUGUUUUAUGUUCAUGAGAUUAUAGUUUCCCUUUUUACAGGUCUUGAAUGGCCAUGGCUGUGAAUGUCUUUGGGCUUGUGGGAUGGAUACUUCUUGGCCCACUGUGUGAAGUACUUUGUUUUCAUUGUCUGUAAAUUUUUUAUAUAUAAAUUUUCAUUCCUCGA